Molecule: messenger RNA, 702 nt
Organism: Entelurus aequoreus (snake pipefish)
Lineage: Eukaryota; Metazoa; Chordata; Actinopteri; Syngnathiformes; Syngnathidae
Gene: spc25
Product: SPC25 component of NDC80 kinetochore complex
Exons: 6
Coding region: 1-702 (233 amino acids)
Biological process (GO): chromosome segregation
Cellular component (GO): Ndc80 complex
Source: RefSeq, a predicted model, not a curated record
AUGACGUCCAUCACUGAUAAGAACAUCAUUGAUGGCUUUGCCAAUGAAAUGAAUGAGAUGCACAACAAACAACAGAAAGCAUACGCAGAUAUCAUUGAAGCCAGCGCGGAGUUGAGCCAGUCCCACAGGUACUUUGUCACAUCUGCACUUGAUGCAGGUUUAAAGAAACGUGAUAAUGACGAGAUGCUGCUUGACAUCUUAGAAGCAUUUAAAAAAGAUUUGCCACAUAAAAAUGCAUUAUUGAAGGAAAAACAGCACGCUAUUGCAGAAAUGGCAUCUGAUAUCGAUCAGAAGGAAAUACAGAAACUCGCCAUCAUUCAGAAGAUUGAGAAGCUUAAAGAAGAUCAAACAAGGAGAAAAGAGUUAAUCGAGUCUCAGUGUAAAGUAAACAAGGACCGACUGAAGAACCUGCAAAAAGCCAGAAUUGUCUUUCAGGAGAAUUUAGGAAUGGAUAUACUAACGAUCCGCUGCAUAGCACAGGAUGUCAACGGUGAACAGUUGCAGUUUGUGUUCCGGAAUAUCAACCCCACUGAUAUGAACAGUACCUAUGUUAUCACAAUGGGAAUCAAGGAAGACAGAGUAUAUCAGAUUGUGUCGAGCGACCCUGCGCUUGAGUGUCUGCCAGAUUUGGAAAGACGCCUUCCGGAGACUAACAACUUAUCAGCUUUCCUGGCCAAUGUAAGGAAGCAGUUUAUCUCCUGA